AUGGAAUAUGGAAUUCAUUCAAGAACCCCCCUCUUCUUCUGCCUCCUCUUCCUCUUCUUGUUAUACACUACCAUAGCUUUUAACCACACCACCCUCAGAUUCCAUGAAGCCUAUUCCCCUCUCUUCAGUGAUUUCAACAUUCAGCGAUCACCCGACGACAAGACCGUUCGUCUCCUCCUCAACCGUUUUUCGGGUUCUGGAAUUAUAUCAUCAGAUUAUUACAACUAUGGUUUCUUCAGUGCAAGCAUCAAGUUACCAGCAGAAAAUACCGCUGGCGUUGUCGUUGCAUUUUAUACAUCAAAUGUAGACACAUAUGAAAGGAACCACGAUGAAUUAGACAUCGAGUUUAUGGGUAACGUAAAGGGGAAACCUUGGAGGUUCCAAACAAACAUGUAUGGCAAUGGAAGCACAUCUCAUGGAAGGGAGGAGAGGUAUCGAUUAUGGUUUGAUCCGAGCAAGGAUUCUCAUCGCUACAGCAUUCUUUGGACCCCUAAGAACACCAUAUUUUACGUGGACGAAAUUCCGAUAAGGGAAAUAGUUCGUAACGCAGCUAUGGCUGGGGACUAUCCAUCAAAGCCAAUGUCAUUAUAUGCCACUAUAUGGGAUGCUUCAACUUGGGCCACAAAUGGUGGCAAAGAGAAAGUAGAUUACAAAUAUGAGCCCUUUGUGUCUGAAUUCACAAACCUCGUACUUGAAGGUUGCAUUGUCGAUCCCACUGAGCAAAUUUCAUCAACAAACUGCACUGACAGAAUUGCAAGUUUACUUGUUAAAGAAUACUCUACUAUUACAUCUGAGGGUCGAAAAUCGAUGAAAUGGUUUCGUGAAAAGUACAUGUAUUACUCGAGUUGUUAUGAUAGUAUAAGGUAUCCGGUGCCACCGCCAGAAUGUGUGGUGGUGCCUUCAGAAAGGGAGAUGUUUCAGAAUAGUGGGAGGCUCAGGGAAAAGAUGAAAUUUGGUGGUAAUCACAGGAGGCACCGCCGCGGUCAGAGAUCCCGGCGGCCAAGAAAAGUGGAAGUGACUGGCCAAGUAGCUGCUUUGUAA
Messenger RNA from Fraxinus pennsylvanica, 1041 nucleotides. NCBI's taxonomy places the organism in Eukaryota, Viridiplantae, Streptophyta, Magnoliopsida, Lamiales, Oleaceae. The record is from the annotation of a GenBank genome assembly.